AUGACCGAUAACUCGACACCUAUUGCUACGGAUAGUCUAUUGGAAAAUGAUAGGAGGAAUGUCCCAAGAAAACGUUCCACCUUGGUCCCGUUCCUAGCUGUCGUCUUUAUACUUUUCGUGCUGUUGGCAAUCGCCUUUUACUUCGUCCAUACCCAUUUCAAGUACACUAUGAAUAACCGCUACUGUAAAAAACGAGUGAUUGGAUUUUACGAGGACGAGGGGUCUUCGGAAAUGAGGCAUACUCAUUUUGAUAAACUCACCCAUAUUGUUUUCUCUCACAAGUUUUUGAUUGAAAACGGAACGAUUGCAUUCAAAAAUAAAGACGCGUGGUUUCGCUUCUAUAAUUUGAAAGAUAUAGCAAAACUGUAUUGGAGUGGUAUGAAAGUGAUGAUUUCAAUAGGAGGAGACACGCAGUUUUCAGCAGUGAUGGCUAGUCAAUUGAAGAGAAGCAAACUAGCCGAUUCCAUUGUUACCUUCCUCGAUGAACAUAAAACCGAUGGUGUAGAUUUGUUCUGGAAAUGGCCAGCCGCUUCCGACAAGUCAAGUUACUUACUUUUUGUGAAGGAGCUCCGCCAAAAAAUGUUGAAAAGGGACAAAGCAUAUAUUCUCAGCGUGACAUCGGCGCCCGCGGGGAUCCCAGGUUACUGGCCGAAUGGCUUCGAUUUGGAGGAAAUGAUAAACUAUGUGGAUUUUAUGAAUAUUUUCUCAAUGGACUUUUAUGGACCAUGGGGAUCGCUAACCGGACCAGCGGCACCACUGUACCAUGGAAUUGCGCCUAGAGAGAACUUCACCGUGGAUUAUACCAUAAACUAUUAUGCAUGCAAGUUGAAGGAUACAAGUAAGCUGAAUAUUGUGAUCCCAAUGGACGCGAGGAUUUGGAGAAAUGUGAAAUCGGCGCAACCAGGAAGUGAGGUAUUCAAAAGAGCUGAAUUGGUCGGUGGCAAAGUUGAAGGAACGAUUUACACCUCCAGACUCGUUGCCGAGAAUGCUGGAAUAAACUUUGCUCCAUCUAAUUGGGAUGAGCAAACCAAGAGCUCAUAUAUCUUUGACGAGAAAUCUGGAAUUUUCCUAACCUUCGAAAACAAGAAGAGUAUUGAGGAAAAGCUGAAUUAUGUGAACGAGAAAAACUUGGGAGGAGUAUGGAUUCGAUCUGUCAAUAUGGAUGAUGGAUCGGUUCACCUUCUAGAUGAUAUCAAUUACCAGGAGAUUUGCUCUUCAAGAUCAACCGAUACCGUCAAUUAUCAAUGUGUAUAA
This is a messenger RNA of Caenorhabditis remanei, 1254 nucleotides long. RefSeq lists its product as uncharacterized. NCBI's taxonomy places the organism in Eukaryota, Metazoa, Nematoda, Chromadorea, Rhabditida, Rhabditidae. The transcript is spliced from 4 exons. Gene Ontology annotation, molecular function: chitin binding. Gene Ontology annotation, biological process: carbohydrate metabolic process. The record is from RefSeq and is a predicted model, not a curated record. Bases 1 to 1254 code for a protein of 417 amino acids.